AUGUACUCCAUCAAACUAUCGCUCAUUGAUUUCACCCUCAAUGCAGCCCUCCUACCUUCUACGGUCGCGGGUACCCCCGACUUCAACCACCUUUUGGUUACUUUGAAAGAGGACCUCCGGUUAUUUGCAGGACUUGAGUGGCUUUUCAUUUCCGCUUCCUGUUUUGCCUCAUUAUUCUUUACAACAGCUUCAAUUUUAGCAUCAGGGGUCACUUAUCGCGGUCAAGACUUGUCUGUCAAGGAACUACUAUCAAGGGCCGUGAAAUCGUUGAAAAGACCAUUUGUUACUUGGUUUUACAUAGCCCUACUUGAUUUAGGCUUUUAUCUAUUUAUUAUAGUCUUUCUGCUUCCCUUGUUGCUGACUUUUGGUCUUACAUAUACUACGCCUGCUUUCUCCAAAACCGUAUUUCUUUUAGCUUUGGUUUUCCAGGCCUAUCUAGCUGUUGUUUGGAAUUUAGCACUCGUUGUUUCAGUACUCGAAGAAAAAAGUGGCAUCGAGGCACUAGGGAAGGCUGGACAGCUUAUAAAAGGAUCUACGCUACGAGGAUUUUUCCUAAAUCUUUUGUCCGGAGCAUUCUCUCUUUUGGUCUUCUAUGGUUGGCACAAGACUGGGACAACAGUCAAGUCACUAAAUGCGGCAAUGAUUCCAUUGCUCCUCAUGAAUCUUAUAUCCUGCUUCAUCAGGAUGUCCAUGCUGAUGAUUUAUACUGUCCUUUACCAUAAGUGUAAGGAGACUCAUGGAGAAGAGCUUGAAAUGCAAGGAAGCACCGAAUAUACGAAAGUGGCCACAUCUGCAUCUACCCCUUUUAUCAGUGCAGAUGUAGCAUGA
Malus domestica (apple) is the source of this 828-nucleotide messenger RNA. RefSeq lists its product as uncharacterized. The record is from RefSeq and is a predicted model, not a curated record. Lineage: Eukaryota; Viridiplantae; Streptophyta; Magnoliopsida; Rosales; Rosaceae.